UCCUACCGCAGGCCAAAAGUAGAGCAACCACCUCAAAUAGAAGGGGAAAAUUUUUUCGUGGCCAAAGUGGCAGAUUUAAUAGACGAAGCAACUCCCCACAGCGAUCUCACUUUCGGUCAAAGGCGGGAGACAAAGGUAGAUCCACAUGGAAGACCAACAGGCCACACAUCAAACCCACAGGAGAGAAGCCCACCUCAGCCUGACGGGGCACUCCCUCCGGAAUCGUUGGAGAAAAUAGGGGGCAAGUUACUUCGAUUCCGGGAGGAAUGGAUACAUCAUUCUUCGGAUGUAUGGGUGAAAGAAAUUGUGACAGAAGGAUAUCACAUAGAUUUCAAUACCAUGCCCCCCAAAAGAUUUUUCAUGUCCAGGGUUCCUCACAAUCCGCAGAAGGCACUAACUUUCCUAGAAUGUAUAGAAAGACUGGAGCGGUCCGGAGUAAUCAGGCCAGUACCAACUACAGAGAGAUUCUCAGGUUUCUACUCAAACCUUUUUACAGUGCCAAAGAGGGAUGGGUCGGUCAGACCAGUGCUCGAUCUCAAGGGUCUCAACAAGUUCAUCCGAUCGGUGAAGUUCAAGAUGGAAACAUUGAGAUCAGUCAUUCGGGGGAUGGAACAGGGGCAACUGUUGAUGUCCCUGGAUAUAAAAGAUGCAUACCUUCAUGUCCCGAUAUGGCCGCCCCAUCAUCGUUAUUUACGUUUUGCCUUCAAGAACAAGCACUUCCAAUUUGUGGCACUUCCAUUCGGUCUGUCGUCCGCCCCCAGAGUCUUUACGAAGUUGAUGGCAGCAACAGCGGCCACUUUAAGGCUACAGGGGAUUUCAGUGACACCUUAUCUGGACGAUCUCCUUCUAAAAGCCAGUUCAGUGUUGAGGGCCAAGGAGGACCUGAACAAGGCGGUGCAAUUACUCCAGAGAUUCGGAUGGACUGUCAACUGGUCCAAGUCCAACACGGAGCCCAGUCACAGAAUGAUGUUUCUAGGCCUGGAGUUCGACACGAUAAAACAAACUGUGAGCUUACCCACAGACAAGCAGACCAGAAUCAGAGAUCAAGUCCGCUACUUAAUCACCAACCAAAGCACAACGAUACACAAAGCAAUGCAAGUGUUGGGGACAAUGGUAUCAGCUAUAGAGGCAGUUCCAUUUGCGCAAAUACACCUGCGACCUCUUCAAGCCAGUAUCCUAGCAACAUGGAAAGGGGGAUCUCUUUCUCGACCUCUGUCGCUGUCACAGCAGACAAGGACGGCACUUCAAUGGUGGUUGAGCCCCAAGAACCUAGCCCGAGGUCAAUCAUGGGCAAUUCCGGAAUGGGUGGUGAUAUCCACGGAUGCCAGCCUCCAGGGAUGGGGGGCGACAUGGGACAAGCAGUCGGCACAAGGUCGAUGGUCUCCGGAGGAAGCCAGACUACCAAUAAACAUUCUGGAACUGAGAGCAGUGAAGCUGGCCCUAAUUCAAUGGGAAGAUCAUCUCAGAGCAUGCCCAAUACGCAUUCAAAGCGACAACGCGACAACAGUGGCGUACAUAAAUCGUCAGGGAGGAACAAGAAGUCGGGCCGCGCUGACGGAAGCCAGACAGAUUCUGCUCUGGGCAGAAACCAAUUCAGUAAAGUUGUCUGCGAUACAUAUUCCGGGAGUGUCCAACACAAAAGCGGACUUUCUCAGUCGGAAUCAGCUGGACCCCGGGGAAUGGGAGCUACAUCCAGAGACAUUCCAAGAGCUUGUAGAUCAAUGGGGGACUCCCAGCAUAGAUCUAAUGGCAUCAAGAGGCAAUCGAAAAGUAACAAGAUUUUUCGCCCGUUGCAGAGAUCCAUUAGCAGUGGGGGUGGAUGCCAUGACACAGAACUGGCAGUUCAACCUCGCAUAUGUCUUUCCGCCGCUUCCCAUGCUGCCAAGGGUUCUGAAGAAGAUCAAGCAAUCUCGGUCAACAGUAAUAACAGUGGCCCCAUACUGGCCUCGGAGAACCUGGUUCACCGACCUGCAGGAGAUGUCCGUAGCGCAACCAAUUCGGCUAAAAUGCAGGCCAGACCUGCUUCAGCAGGGUCCCAUAGCUCACCACAACCCGGGUCUCUUCGCUUUGACGGGAUGGCUAUUGAGAGGUCCGUUUGGCAGAGACAAGGAUUAGAUGAGAAGGUCAUAACCACUAUGCUGAAGGCUCGAAAAGCUUCAUCGGCCAAGUCAUAUCACAGGGUUUGGCAGUCCUAUUCCAAGUGGUGCGAAGAAUCACAUUUUCCGUUUCUGGAACUGCAAUUGCCUAGGAUAUUAUCCUUUCUACAACAGGGGCUACAACUGGGUCUCAAGCUCAGUUCUCUUAAAGUCCAAGUGUCGGCUCUGUCAAUUCUGUUUCAAUCCCGGUUAGCGAAUGAAGACUUGAUUCGCACGUUUCUGCAAGGAGUGGCUCAUAUCAUGCCGCCUUUCAAGCCACCAGUUGCUAGCUGGGACCUCAAUGUAGUGCUGGAGGCAAUGCUGGAUCCUCCAUUUGAGCCAAUGCACGCAAUAUCUGAUACAUGGAUAACCUACAAGGUGGUGUUUCUAGUAGCAAUAUCAUCAACUAGAAGAGUGUCUGAGAUUAGCGCCCUGUCGUGUGUCCCUCCUUACCUAAUUUUCCACAAGGAUAAGGCCGUUCUUCGCACGAUUCCUGAAUUCUUACCCAAGGUAGUAUCGGCAUUUCAUGUAAACCAAGAGAUUGUUCUUCCGUCUCUAUGCCCAGAUCCUAAGAAUGAUAAGGAACGCAGAUUACAUAAUCUGGAUGUUGUUAGAGCACUAAGAUGGUAUGUGGAACGAUCAAAACCUUUCCGAAAGUCUCAGGCUCUGUUUGUCAUCCCAUCCGGCCCCCGUAGGGGUCAGGCAGCUUCCAAGUCAACUAUAUCAAGGUGGAUUAGAGAGUCUAUAAAACAAGCAUAUUCCGCAAAGGGAAGAUUUCCGCCAGAAGGACUCAGGGCUCACUCCACCAGAGCGGUGGGAGCCUCCUGGGCAUGGCGAAACUCUGCUUCCUUGGAACAGAUCUGUAGGGCGGCUACCUGGUCCUCCGCUCACACAUUCUCUAAAUUUUACAAAGUUGAUACUUUUUCUUCCGCCGAGGCUGCCCUCGGACGUAAGGUGUUGCAGUCAGUGAUUUCCUAACUCUGCAACCACGUACUUUACUGUUAGCUCGUUCCCACCAUGCUGUUUGGGACUGCUUUGUUAAGUCCCCAUGGUUCCCUGUGUCCCCCUAAGACGACAGAGAAAACAGGAUUUUUUUGAUACUCACCGUUAAAUCUGUUUCUCUGUAGUCGUAAGGGGGACACAGGGCUUCCCGCCCUUGACGAGCUUUGACCGGUUUGGUCGAGUUUUUUGUUCAGUUUCACUGGUUGCUUUCUGCCUAUUAGGAAAGUUGUUUUUGAAGUUAACUACGAUAGCAGCUUUUGGAACAAACUGAAGUGGAAUGUACAGUGUAUGGGGUAAAGCCUGAUGGGCACGCCCCUUUAUUUAAUUAUUCAAGUGUCCUGCCUCCUGGAGGAUGGAGCUUAACCCCAUGGUUCCCUGUGUCCCCCUUACGACUACAGAGAAACAGAUUUAACGGGGGCACAUUUUGCACUUAUGACACACACACAGGAAACCGCUCUGGAGAAGAAAUGACUACGAACCAAUGUAUCCCUAAGGUUAGGUGCUCUUUUAUAUGUAAUCUUGGGGAUUUCACUCACAUAUGUUGUCCCAUAGUCACACAGACUACCCUCCCAUCUCACCCCCAGCCUAGCUGCUACCCUGGGCAAAUGCCCCUAACUUUUUACUUGGCCCUCGGUGCAGAUUCAGGGAUCGGAGUUCACGGCAGGCAACUUCCGGGUCUUUGGUAAUCUGAGAAUGAAACCGGCGGAGUGGCGCAUGCGCAGUUGGAGCAAUUUCCUGGUUUGCGACAAUUGCACAUAUGCCGAAAUUGACGGAAAUUGCCAAAGCGCAGGAAGAAGACCCGGAAGAUGGCUGCCGUGAUCCCUGAAUCUGCACCAA
Messenger RNA from Xenopus laevis (African clawed frog), 3974 nucleotides. RefSeq lists its product as uncharacterized. Bases 267 to 3113 code for a protein of 948 amino acids. The record is from RefSeq and is a predicted model, not a curated record. The transcript has 2 exons. NCBI's taxonomy places the organism in Eukaryota, Metazoa, Chordata, Amphibia, Anura, Pipidae.